Messenger RNA from Aureobasidium musti, 894 nucleotides. The record is from the annotation of a GenBank genome assembly. NCBI's taxonomy places the organism in Eukaryota, Fungi, Ascomycota, Dothideomycetes, Dothideales, Saccotheciaceae.
AUGACUACUAUCGGCUCCGGUCUGAAUAUGCUUUUCUCUCUACGUUCGCCUUCAAUUACGAUUACAUCCUAUGUUGCGCAACUCAUCGUCUAUCCCGUCGGUCUUGGCUGGGACAAGAUCAUGCCAAACCGACAACACACAACUUUUGGUGUCAAAUGGAACCUCAACCCUGGCCCUUUCAACUUCAAGGAGCACGCUAUGAUCGUAAUCAUGGCCAACGCCUCGUUUGGAACAGGUGUGGGAUAUUUCACCGACAUCCUUCAAGCUCAGCGCGGCUUCUACAAGUUCAAUUGGGGUUGGGGAUUUGGUGUGCUUGUUGCUCUGAGCACCCAAUGUGUUGGCUUUGGUCUUGCUGGUCUCUUCUCUCGCUGGCUAGUCGAGCCGGCUCCUAUGAUUUGGCCUCAAGAUCUAGUCAAUUGCGCCUUCAUGUAUACCCUCCACGACAACUCCAAGACAGAUCCUGCAAGGACAAACGGUUGGUCCAUCUCUAGGUAUCGCUGGUUCUUCUAUGUCUUCCUGGGUUCGUUCCUGUGGUACUGGUUUCCUGGCUACAUUGCUCAGUUCCUAAGCGUCUUCGCAUUUCCUACCUGGAUCGCGCCCAACAACAUCACUGUCAACAAGGUCUUCGGAGGCUUCAGUGGCAUGGCACUCCUGCCUCUCACCUUCGAUUGGACUCAAGUUACUGGAUAUGUCUUCAGUCCUCUUAUUCCUCCGUGGCAUGCCAUCGGUAAUACGCUGAUUGGUCUUGUCGUUUUCUAUUGGAUCACGAGUGCAGCUGUACACUUCAGUGGAACCUGGUAUGCCGAUUACUUGCCAUUCAGUACCUCCAGCUCUUACGAUAACACNGGUAAGUAUUCUAUAAUCAGUUCUUGUUUCUAUACUAACGUAUUAUAG